This is a messenger RNA of Leptosia nina, 825 nucleotides long. NCBI's taxonomy places the organism in Eukaryota, Metazoa, Arthropoda, Insecta, Lepidoptera, Pieridae. The record is from the annotation of a GenBank genome assembly.
AUGAUAAACGAAACAGAAAGAAUAAAACUAAUACUUGCAAAGGAAUUAUUAAAAUGUCCAGCUGAUGACCUUAAAGAUACUGCUAUCAGAGAUAAAAUCGAAGAUGCUGCAAGAACAAUUGAAUUGUGUCCCUUUGAACUUACAAUAUUUGGUCUAUUUGGUCUUAAUAUGUCGCUGCCUCUUUAUUUUAUUAAUCUUUGCACCGCUACCAUCACUUGGUUUAUACUUCAGUUUGGUAACAUAAUUAAUCUCACCAUACGGUGUAUUAUUACUGAAAUAACAUGGAAGCUGAUGAAGGUACUCCGUGUGUCAUUUGAGGACAAGAUUCUAAAGCAAAACGAACAAAAACCAAACGAUAUUGAAGAAACUAUUAACAUUUAUAACAAGAUAUUCAAUACCUUCAAUAUUGCUGGAUCUUACUUCAAAUACUAUGUAUUAAGGGACUUUUUAAGUGCCUUCGUAUCUGUCAUUUCUGCUACUGUAGGAGUUUCCAAUGACAAGGCGGAACAAAUGCAUCACUUCGUGACAAUUAACGCUGCUACAAACAUAAUUAUAGCGUGUAUCCCGUGCACAUUGAUGCAGGCGUUGAUAAACGAGGCUGAGAAAAUAAAAGUGAUACUCGCAAAGGAAUUGCUGAAAUGUCAAUCGAACGAUGAAUCCAUUGCCGAGCAAAGAAUCAGAGAUGCGUUGAUAUAUAUUGAAAGACACCCAGCAAAACUCACAGUUCUUCACCUCUUCAGCCUUGACAUGUCUCUGCCUCUGGUUUUUAUUAACCUGUGCACCACGUAUGUGAUAGUCACGCUACAAUACACAAAAAUAUUGUAA